Ipomoea nil (Japanese morning glory) is the source of this 3004-nucleotide messenger RNA. RefSeq names its product serine/threonine-protein kinase/endoribonuclease IRE1a. Gene Ontology annotation, biological process: protein phosphorylation; IRE1-mediated unfolded protein response; mRNA processing. Bases 143 to 2686 code for a protein of 847 amino acids. NCBI's taxonomy places the organism in Eukaryota, Viridiplantae, Streptophyta, Magnoliopsida, Solanales, Convolvulaceae. The record is from RefSeq and is a predicted model, not a curated record. Gene Ontology annotation, cellular component: IRE1-TRAF2-ASK1 complex. The transcript has 7 exons. Gene Ontology annotation, molecular function: RNA endonuclease activity; ATP binding; protein serine/threonine kinase activity.
GUAAUCGGCAAUCGCUGUACAACGCAGGUUACUUAUUCAAAAUUUUGAUAACAAUGAACUGCUAAAAGGCAAACACCAAAGCUUUUCUCGAUCACAUUCCGAGGAUCGGCUUCCGGCGAAACUAUUCAAUCGAAAUUAUUCGAUGAAAUGCCAGUGGAUGUUGCUAUGCUUCGCCUUACCGGUAUUUUUUGGCCUUUUGAGCUCGGCGAGCAGCUUUUUGAGCCCAACCGGGAUGAAUUUCGAUGGGGUAAACGUCCAUCGAGUUGCCCCGGCACGACGCUCUCUGCUGUCUGAUCCGAAGGAACCUGAAACUGCUCUAGUCGCUGCCAUGGAUGGAACAGUUUAUUUAUUUGACCUUACAACUAAGAAACCACUCUGGUCAUUUACAUCUGGUCCACCAAUUUACUCUGCAUAUCAGGCUCCUGUGGACAAGGAUAAUUUGUCUAACAUAGGAAGUGGUUAUUUCAUUGAUAUUGGAACUGGAGAUGACUGGGAACUCUAUGCACACAGCAAAUUGGGGAAACUGAAACUCAGGAAGAGCAUUGAAGUGUAUGUCAGUUCCACACCUCAAAUAGCAGAAGAUGGAGGAGUUAUUUUAGGGUCUAAAAGAAGUACUGUAUUCCAAGUUGAUGCAAAGACUGGAAGGCUAAUUUCCUCAUAUAAGAUGCCUGAUUCUCCAACACCUCAUGGUAAUGGAGAAUCUAAUAUCCACUACAAGAGCGCCAAGGGGGAGCAUGGGCUGCCUGGAUCUGUGAAUCUAAAACCUAACGAACUGCCACUUUACAUCACAAGGACAGAUUAUACAUUGACAUCUUUUGUUCCAAACUCGAAUAAAGUUCUGUGGAAUGUGACAGUUGCUGAAAUUGGUGCCGCUUUUCUUUGUCAAGGUAGUGAUGAUGCAUUUGGUGGGGCUGAUUUGGAUUCAGGAUCUGUUGAGCCUGGUACUCGUUUUAGUAUGCCAUUGCCAUGUAACUCACGGGCUCAAGUUCAUCGCUUUCGCGGUCACAAUAUACUAGAACGAUUGUCUAGCCACAAUUGGUUGCCUGAGGCUCUUAGUCCUGAUAUGAUCCUCCCUGCACAGCCAAAGGCUGGCAAAGUUCUUAUCCAUCCUAAAAAUGGACACACGAUACUAAGUGGGCUUUCUGAAAUAUUCAGCAUGUUUAUUCUGAUUAUUAGUUUCACUGUUAUGCUUGUGGGAACCAUUUGUCUGUAUUUUAUAGUUAGACAACUGAAUAGUUCUCAAGUGGGAAAUGUAUCUGCAAACGAGGAAGAAUCAAGGAUGUUGGAAAAGAGUGGGGACAGUGGAGAGAAAACGGAUGAAGAUUCAUCCUCUGAUAACAAACUGUUGUUAAACCUCAACCAUCCAACUUUAUGCAGUGGUGAUGGCCGGACAAUUGGUAAAUUAUUUGUGUUCAAUAAGGAGAUUGCUAAAGGAAGCAAUGGGACAGUCGUCCUUGAGGGAAUCUAUGAUGGGCGUCCAGUUGCUGUGAAGCGGCUAGUCAAGGCGCAUCACGAUAUUGCUUUGAAAGAAAUUCAGAACCUUAUUGCAUCUGAUCAGCAUCCAAAUAUUGUUCGGUGGUAUGGCGUGGAGCAAGACCAGGAUUUUAUUUAUCUGGCAUUAGAGCGCUGCAUUUGCAGCUUGAAUGAUCUUAUUCAGAUCUGUUCAGUCUCUUCAGAGAAUUGCCCCAUCAACAGCAUGGAUGCUGAAUCUAUGCAGUACAGAAUGCGGUUGGACUCCCUGAAACUUGAUCUGCAGGGUGUUUUUUUGUGGAAGGAAAAUGGCUAUCCUUCAGCAACAUUAGUCAAGUUGAUGAGGGAUGUGGUGUCUGGGCUCGCCCAUCUACAUGAGUUAGGAAUCAUUCAUCGAGAUCUGAAGCCCCAAAAUGUGUUGAUAACUAAAGAAAAAAGAGUACUGUGUGCUAAACUGUCCGAUAUGGGUAUCAGCAAGCGCCUUACUGGGGAUAUGUCUUCUCUGAGCCACCAUGCAACAGGUUAUGGAAGCUCAGGAUGGCAAGCUCCAGAACAGCUGCUUCAUAGGCGUCAAACACGCGCAGUAGAUUUAUUUAGUCUGGGCUGUGUUCUAUUUCAUUGUCUUACUGGUGGUAGUCAUCCCUUUGGCAGCCCUCUGGAACGUGACAUCAACAUUACAAAGAAUAAAUUUGACCUAUUCUUGGUGAACCAUAUUCCAGAAGCUGUGGACCUCCUCUUUCGUUUAUUACAUCAUAAUGCUGAAAAGAGACCAAAGGCAGCAGAGGUUAUUGCUCAUCCUUUGUUUUGGACCUGUGAGAAGCGAUUGUCAUUUCUUCGUGACACUAGCGAUAUGUUAGAACUAGAAGACUGGGAGACUUCUGGAAUUCUAGAAGCAUUGGAAGGAACAUCACGGGUUUCUGUGCGGGGAAGAUGGCAUUUAAAGCUGGAUCCUAACCUACUCGAAUCUAUACUCUGGUACCGGGAUUAUAGCUUUGACAGCGUACAGGACUUGCUCAGGGCCAUACGCAACGUGUUUAAUCAUUACAGAGAGCUUCGUCCUAAAAUUCAGGCAAUUUUAGGGCCAAUCCCAGAAGGAUUUGAUGCCUAUUUCACUAAACGGUUCCCACGCCUGCUGAUUGAAGUUUAUAAAGUGAUGACCAGGCACUGUAGGCGACAAGAAUGGUUCCAGAAAUACUUCACAGACUCAGCACUGUAAUGUAUCUCUCUUUAGGGCACACUUACCCUCCACAGUAAUGACAUGCCCUUUAAUGCCUGUAACACUUCCUCUAUAUAUACAUAUAUAUGGCCAUCUGUAAAUAUUUCUAAUCACUAAUAAAUUAAUAAUGUAAGGCAUAAUCCUUAGUGAAUCGGCAUACAUGUAAGACAAUAUAGAAACCCUAAUCCGAUUCUUAGUGAGAAUGGCCUUAGUCAAUGCUGUAUAAAUGUAAGGUAUUUGUACAACAAUUCAAUACAUAGAGAUACAAUAUAUUGUAAUUUAUUAUUAUAAAUCCAAUAAUAUAUUCUCUUUCUUUAA